AUGUUUAAAUCUCUGGACCUGUCGCUCAUCGUAGAGUUCAUGUUGAUGUUCUAUAAAGACAAACCCAUCGACUGGCUGCUGGAUCACAUCAUGUGGGUCAAAGUCUGCAAUCCAGAGAAAGACGCGAAACACUGCGACAGACAGAAAGCAAAUCUGAGGAUUCGCUUCAAACCGUCUCUGUUCCAGCACGUUGGGACGCACUCGUCUCUGGCUGGAAAAAUACAGAAACUCAAGGAUAAAGACUUUGGGAAACAAACCCUCCAUAAGGGUCACGCCAACCCGCUGGCCGAGGUGACGACCAGCCUGAAGACCUACCAGCACUUCACCCUGGAGAAGGCUUACCUGGGAGAGGACUUCUUCUGGGCCUUCACACCUGUAGCGGGAGACUUUAUACGGAUACGAUUCUUCACUCCUGUUCGCAUCGAGAGAUAUUUCUUUCGGAGCGGGAACAUCGAGCAUCCAGGAGACAAACUGUUCAACACAUCAGUGGAGGUUCUGCCGUUCGAUAACAUCCAGGCAGAGAAAGAAGCUUUGACAGAAGGAAGAGAGAAAACACCAAAGUAUCAUCGCACAGAGGACGGAUUCAUCAGGAUAGACUUUUAA
Molecule: messenger RNA, 603 nt
Organism: Scomber scombrus (Atlantic mackerel)
Lineage: Eukaryota; Metazoa; Chordata; Actinopteri; Scombriformes; Scombridae
Gene: mgat4b
Product: alpha-1,3-mannosyl-glycoprotein 4-beta-N-acetylglucosaminyltransferase B
Exons: 6
Coding region: 1-603 (200 amino acids)
Biological process (GO): protein N-linked glycosylation
Cellular component (GO): endoplasmic reticulum; endoplasmic reticulum-Golgi intermediate compartment; Golgi stack
Molecular function (GO): acetylglucosaminyltransferase activity
Source: RefSeq, a predicted model, not a curated record